Molecule: messenger RNA, 2142 nt
Organism: Annulohypoxylon truncatum
Lineage: Eukaryota; Fungi; Ascomycota; Sordariomycetes; Xylariales; Hypoxylaceae
Product: IQ calmodulin-binding motif protein
Exons: 4
Coding region: 1-2142 (713 amino acids)
Molecular function (GO): catalytic activity
Source: RefSeq, a predicted model, not a curated record
AUGUCCGAGCUCCGAGAUUCCAAUGUGCCGACUGAAUCUUCGUACAAGAUCGGCGAGCACGUAUACGAAUUAUGUCGUUCAUCAGAAAGCGUCUCGUCUAUCCUAGCUCAGGAUUCAUCUUUAUCCCCUGGCGAGGCGUGGAAGAAGUUGACUGAACAUCACGACCAUGGACCUAAGAGCCCUAAGAGUCCCAAAGGGGACGUCCAUGAUAUUGGAAAAGGUGUUCUCGACCUUCAAGAAAUAGAGAGGACUCGAAGUUGUGGGAAAUGGGGCUCACAAGAGCCUAGUGAUUUAUUUAUCAGAAUGUACCACGAUGCUCUUUGCACACUUAACGAUGACCUAGCAAAUGGUAUGGUAAGCCCAUCACUCAUGGGUAGCAGCGGUACCAUGCCAUUGACUAUCACUUCUGUUGUCCCUGAUAUCGUAAGGCAUAUGUCCAACCUCAUUGUCCGCGCUGAAAAAGAAGUGUUUCUCGCAACCAAUUUUUGGCAGAAUGGCGUGGCCUCCAAAUACAUCACGAAUGCGAUUAAGGAAUUGUCGCACCGCGCAGGCGAACGGGGGGCCAAGAUCGUCAUGAAGAUCAUCUACGACCGCGGAAGCCCAAAACAACUCUUGGAGCCACAUUACACGGUCCCUGAGAGCGAGUAUACCGGCAAAGCUGUUGCACUACCAGCUCCGCAUGAGAUCCCCAACAUCGAUCUACAGGUCAUCAACUACCACCGCCCACUCCUAGGCACUUUCCAUGCCAAGUAUAUGAUCAUAGAUCGUAAAGUCGCUGUCUUGCAAAGCAACAAUAUUCAAGACAACGAUAAUGUGGAGAUGAUGGUGCAGCUCGAGGGCCCAAUCGUCGACUCUAUGUACGAUAUGGCGCUUCUGAGUUGGCAUAAGAAGCUCGAACCGCCGCUACCAAAUCUCAAUUCUCCCGCAGCUAUGAGCGGAAGUGGGAGCUUCGAUGCUAGCCAUGCAGCCACUUUUAGUGCGGAAGGCGCCAUCAAAGGCCACGCCGCGGUUGUUGACCCAGACAAGCUGCUCAAGAGAAAUGGUGAAGGUUUAGAAGUCCUUGAGCGGAAGCAGCCGUGGGAAGUGGUAAACAAUAUCAACGGCACGGCUGGUUCAUCUUCCUUGGACGGUGAUAUAGAAGGAUCCAAUGGCCCCCAAGACAGGAUUAUUGGAGCAGAACACGAUCCUGAGACAAGUAAUUCUGCCAUAUCACCGGAAAUGCUCCCGGAACACACUGCAGAUGAUCCUCAUUACGACAUCAAUCUCGCAGACGAGAUUCAGCGUGUGCAAGCCUCCAUAAGCUCGCAACCAGGCGAUGCGCACAUGCGGGCAGUAACGCGACAUCUCAACCACACGGUAAACGAAGGGUUUGAGGGAAACGCGCCCGAUUGCGACCCGCGAGACGAGAUGACUCCUUAUGUGCCUCACCCGGCGCAUGAACCUUUCCCCAUGGCUCUUGUGUGCCGACCGCCCUACGGUCCGCCAAACCACGCCUCUGUGUCGAACCCGCAGAACGCGGCGUGGCUGUCAGCUCUAAGGAACGCGCAGAAGAGUGUCUUUAUCCAAUCACCAACGUUAAAUGCCGAGCCCCUAGUUCCCGCCAUUGUGGAGGCGUGUGAACGCGGUGUUGACGUAUAUUGUUAUAUCUGCCUUGGAUAUAAUGAUUCUGGCGAAAUGCUCCCCAUGCAAGGUGGCCACAAUGAAGCCAUCGCGCAUAACCUUUACAACAACCUCCUCUCGCCCACCGCCAAGCCGCGCCUCCAUUGGUACUGGUACGUUGCGAAAGACCAAACCGCGCCCAUCACGGCGGCCAAGAAACGCCGCAGCUGCCAUAUCAAGCUAUUCAUCGCGGACGAGCAUGUCGGUAUUAUCGGCAACGGAAACCAGGACACGCAGAGCUGGUUCCACUCCCAGGAGAUCAACGUCAUGAUCGACAGCUCCCUGAUCUGUCGCGGGUGGAUCGAAGCGCUGAGGCGUAACCAGAACACGCAUCUAUACGGAAGAGUAGACGAGGACGGAGUGUGGAGGGAUGGACAAGGGAAGGAGUCCGAUGGCGCGACGGGUGUCGAUGCGGGUAGGUUUGGUUGGGCAAGAGGCUUCCUCGGUGCGAUUAAAAGGGUUCAGGGAACUGGUGGGUUUUAG